Drosophila busckii is the source of this 1918-nucleotide messenger RNA. It is a transcript of the gene Cpes, whose product is annotated as ceramide phosphoethanolamine synthase. Lineage: Eukaryota; Metazoa; Arthropoda; Insecta; Diptera; Drosophilidae. The coding region runs from base 243 to 1361 and encodes 372 amino acids. The transcript has 2 exons. The record is from RefSeq and is a predicted model, not a curated record.
GUUAAAACAUAACGAAAAAAUUACUUGUGUAUUAAAAUUUAAAGUGAAGGUUAAGCUGAAGAAGAAUGCUGUCUUGCCCGUAAUAUAGAUAAAACUAACAAAACAAAUAAAUCAAUCACCAGUUGCACGAAAUACAUCCAUAUACAUAUGCAUGCGUGUGGGUGUUUUAACAUGUGUACAUGUCAUAUGUAAUAAGCUGAACUCGUUUAAAAUUUAUAGAUGUUUACUACCUCAGAGCGAAAAUGAUUGGUCCCAGUUCACAGAUCAGUAAAAUAUUAUUAACAUUAUUAUUUUUGUUAAUAAUAUUUUACAUCUUUAUGGAUGUUGAACUUUACCUGCGGAUUCAACAUUAUGCGAUCAAUCGAAACUAUCACGAUAACGCAUCGGUCUCAAUAAGUCUAUCAUCCGACCAGAUUAGGACCUCGAAAGUACCCACCGUCGAAAAGGAAAUAUCCUAUACCGAUCACACGUGGAUAUCAUGCGAUAUUAAUCCACUCUGUGAAAUAACGGUCAAGGCACUACUGCUGGAUCAUACUAAUCAUUAUCUGUUCGCACCGCUUGCCACCAUCUUUGACAAUGUAGUCGGGAUCUCCCGAACAAGUUUUAUAACGCCCAACAUGAUAUCGUUUUUCCAUGUAGGCGUGGCUUGUGUAUCGGGGAAGCUUGUGGCGUCUGAUAGCCUAGGAUAUAGGCGCCUUGGCGUGCUACUCUUUCAGAUCCGCACAUUUCUAGACGACUUGGAUGGCCAUGUGGCGCGCGUCAAGAAACAUAUACGUGGGGAACGUUCGGAAAUUGGCACUUCGGGUUACUAUGUAGAUGGUCUCUGCGAUGGACUUGGCUGCAUAGCCCUACUACUCGGCAUUUUUUUUUUCCUUAAAAAUAAUCCGCCACGACGAGGUUACUCGAUAAUUCCUAUGAGCGAUACCAAAUUACCUGACUCAACUACAACAACAAUAAUUCCCAAAAUGAAGGCCACCACCAGAAAAGUGGCAAAAAACGUGAUCAGCUUCACCGGUCAACUUCUGUUGAGCUCUACGGCUUGGAAUCGCUAUAUUGCCGUCUAUCAAAACAUGCUGGAGCGUGACGAUGUCCCCAUCAGUCAGUACCAAUGCCAGAAUUAUGUAUUUAAGACGACAUUAUUCUUUUUUGUAGCUUGGAUGUGGCGCAUAGUCAAUGUACACGCUUUACUUCACUGCGUGUUACUUAGCAUAUUUUGCGAUAAAUUGUGGGACUUCUUGAAAGUGAUUCGUUAUAGUGGAUAUAUAAUUCUGCUAGUUGCCAUUUGCUUGACAGAGAUGCACAUCUUGGAAGCCCAAAACUAUAUUUUUAAUUCAGCAGCAUGCAGUAAUUUAUCACUGUGAUUUUACUAAUGUUAGAAGAAAUACAAUAAUAUUUGUCUAGUUGAUAUCAACAAUGCCUUUUUAAAAUUUGUCUUUGUUUUGUGUACAUACAUUCUUCUGAUUAAGUGGAACAAAUUUAAGUCUUUAUACUGUAUAUAAACUAUAUCGUGUUGUAUUCUUAUAUCCGCAUAUCUAUGUGUAUUAGAGUUGGUCGAUGUCUUUGGGUUAAAAAAAUAGACAAAAUGGCAAAGUCGUAUUAUUCUAUGGAAAGAAUAUUUCCCAUAGAAACCGUUGUUCUAAAAGGAAUCCUGUAACUUACAAACGCGAGCUGAUGGAGAAAAAUGCAGUAUUGAUUUGAAAUCAUCCACCUAUACAUUCCAAUCAUCACACAUAAAAGUUUAAAGUUGCGCUCCGAACGGAAAGAAAAUAAGUUAAAACGAAAACGUUUAAUCAUGGAAUCGUCUCCAAUAUCAAUUGGUUCUAAAAAUUCAGACAUGGAUUUAUGGAUUCAUAAUUAAGAAGAAUAUUUAAUCAUAAAUUAACUUAUUUUUCACUGACACAUUUCUAAAUCGGUGCAG